AUGUUUCACCAAGACAAUUCCCAAGCUAACAAAACCGCUAUAACCAUUGAAAAAAUCAAGGAAGUAGUCUGGAAAUUGCUACUGCAUCCUCCGUAUUUUCCAAAUUUAGCCCCCUGUGACUUUUCUUUUUCCGGAACUGAAAAAUCGUUGGCUGGAAAGAGAUAUACCCCAAACGCUAGCUCAAACCAAACGAUCAUAAUUUGCGUAGACAUUUUGCUAAUUGGGCUAAUAGAGCAUUUGGACGCAGACCCUGAACUCUGCCAGAAAAUCAUUUUUAGCGAUGAGGCUCAUUUUUGGUUGAACGGAUUCUUUAAGCAGAACUGUAGGAUUUGGAGUAAAGCAAACCCACAAGAGGUCAACUGCAUCCAGAAAAGACUGCUGUCUGCAAGGCAGAGCGCUGACGAUGAUACGAGAUUCCUUUUGGCCUCGAUUGGAGGAAAUGGAUUUGGAAAACAUGGCGCCAUUUACCAUACACUGGACUUGAUAGCAGAAAUAUUUUCUGGGUCUGUUAUUUCACGUAAUGGCGAUAUCAAUUGGCCAGCGAGAUCUUGUGAUCUUACUCCGUUGGAAUUCUUUCUAUGGGGGUAUGUGAAGAGUCUGGUAUAUGCAAAUAAACCUCAAACUAUUGAAGCACUCAGAGACAAUAUCAGACACGUCAUUGGUGAAGUAGGUACAACCCGAUCUCUGCCAGAAUAUGAUUGUCGAAAGGAUGAUGGUACAGAAUGUCAAAAUGGUGCCUGCCUAGACAAUCAAUGUCACUGUAAUGACGGAUACGGUGGCUGUAGUUGUGAAGUUCCAGAAAGAGAAAAAAAAGAUUGGUCGAAGACCAGGCAGGAACAGUAUUGGCUUUGGGCGACGUUAGAGCAAAGACAUUUGCAAAGAAUAUUUUUAGAUUGA
Brassicogethes aeneus is the source of this 897-nucleotide messenger RNA. The record is from the annotation of a GenBank genome assembly. NCBI's taxonomy places the organism in Eukaryota, Metazoa, Arthropoda, Insecta, Coleoptera, Nitidulidae.